Molecule: messenger RNA, 357 nt
Organism: Macrosiphum euphorbiae (potato aphid)
Lineage: Eukaryota; Metazoa; Arthropoda; Insecta; Hemiptera; Aphididae
Source: the annotation of a GenBank genome assembly
AUGAGCGAGAAUGUAUCAUUCAUGUUGAGUGAAAAAGGCAAACAACUACUAGUUUUGAAUAAUUUAAAAUUUUUUAAGCAUCAUACAUCUAAAAAAAAUGAAAUUACGUGGCGUUGUGUUAUAAAUAAGUGUAAUGCAAAAGUUUAUACUUUGGGUCAAAAUGCCCAAUUAAUUAAUACAGAUAAAUCGUGUUUUGAUCACAGCCAUGCAAGUGAUAGCACUUUAAAUCGGCAACAAAUAAGCAAUGCUUGCAAAAGAAAAGCUGUAGACUCUAUAGUUGAAAAACCGUCAAAAAUAAUACGAAAAGAAGUAUCAAAUUAUGCUAAAGAAGGAUAUUUGAUUGCACCCGACUUAUAA